AUGGCUGCAGUGAUUGGUUCCAGACUCUGUAAGCACCUGAAGCAGAACACCAGCAUACCACAGAUACACCUUUGGUCAGAUAGUCAGAUUGUGUUGUACUGGCUCCAGACGUCCAAGACACUCCAGCGAUUCGUUAGGAACCGUGAAAUCCACGAGCUGACCGAAAACCGGAAAUGGAGGUAUUGCCCGACGAAGGACAAUCCUGCAGAUUUACUCACCAGUGAAAUUUCGACAUCACACUUCAAAAUCAGUAAUCUAUGGUUCCACGGACCUAAAUGGCUCACUACACCUGACAGUUGGCCAGUUUGGCAAGAAAGAGAUACUUAUGUUACUAUGGCAACGAUUACAGAUCCAGUACUUACUAGCAAAUCGGAAGAUACAGCUUUACCAGUGAACAACAGCAGUUUUGUCGACAUGUCAAGAUUCAGCUCGUUGGCAAAGUUACCCAGAGUUACAGCUUAUGUACUGCGUUUCAUAGAUAACUGUCGAGGCGGGAGGUCCACUGGAAGUCAAGAAACUUUAACUACAGAGGAACUUCACAGGGCAGAGAAGGUGUGCAUACGAAGCUGCCAGAUGUCUAAAUAUCAAGCAGAAGUGAAAGAUAUACAGACCAAGAGAUACAAACUCCCACUAUCUAGACAACUUACAUUAUUUCUCAACAAUGGAAUUUUGAAGUGCCGUGGACGUAUCCACAAUGCACCGCUAGACGAAAUGACAAAGUACCCGUUCCUGUUACCAGCUAAACAUCAAUUCACCAACUUGGUUAUCAAGGAUGCACACUCAAGAUUACUACAUGCCGGCGUUAGUUCAACUAUCACGUUCUUAAGACAGAAGUACUGGAUUCCGUCUAUCCGUCAAAAUGUGAAGGUCAUACUACGUAAAUGUACCUGCUGUAAGAAGAUUGUUGGUAAACCAGCACCUGAUCCACCUCCACUACCAAAGAGCAGAGUUUCUGACGUCAAGCCGUUUACCUACACAGGAGUAGAUUUCACCGGGGCAUUACUGGUUCGAGAUAACAACAGAAACGACGUUAAGGCAACUUAUGCUUGUUUACGUGCGCUACUACGAGAUCAGUUCAUCUAG
Mercenaria mercenaria is the source of this 1083-nucleotide messenger RNA. RefSeq lists its product as uncharacterized. The transcript has a single exon. The record is from RefSeq and is a predicted model, not a curated record. NCBI's taxonomy places the organism in Eukaryota, Metazoa, Mollusca, Bivalvia, Venerida, Veneridae. Bases 1 to 1083 code for a protein of 360 amino acids.